CUCACAAUUCUUAACAAUGGCUAGAGCGAUAGGAGUUUGGAUUGCUCUCGUAGCAGCACUCUCUGUUUUUCUCCAUGGAAUGGAAGUGAGGGCGGCCACAUUUGAAAUCACAAACCAGUGCCCGUACACGGUGUGGGCGGCGGCAAGUCCAGGUGGAGGGCAACAACUGGACCAAGGGCAGACCUGGACCAUCCAAGUUGCGGCGGGAACAACACAGGCCAGAAUCUGGGCACGCACGGGCUGUUCCUUCGACGGAAGUGGUCGUGGCACCUGCCAAACGGGUGACUGCAACGGCAUGCUCAGCUGCCAAGGCUACGGCCAGGUGCCUGCGACACUGGCUGAAUAUGCGCUCAACCAAUACAUGAAUCUUGAUUUCUACGACAUCUCUCUCGUCGACGGCUUCAAUGUGCCUCUUUCCAUGACUCCCACGUCAACGGACCCUAAUUGCAAAGGCAGAAUUGCAUGCCUGAGCGACAUUAAUUCGCAGUGCCCCAGCGACCUCAAGGUGACUGGUGGGUGCAAAAGCGCCUGCGCCAGAUAUAAUACGCCCGAAUACUGCUGCACUGGAGCCUCUGAAAACACCUGCGGCCCGACAGAUUACUCGAGGUUUUUCAAGGGACAAUGCCCCCAGGCUUACAGCUACGCCAAGGAUGAUGCCACCAGCACCUUUACCUGCCCUAGCGGAACCAAUUACAAAGUCGUCUUCUGCGGCUAACUUUCACUUCUUUCUUUGUCUCUACGGAAAUCUAAGUAAUAAAUAAUGAGGAAGAAGAUGUAUCUCUGUGCUCCGUAUCAUGCGUUGAGCUGUUAAAAGUUAUUAUCAGUUGUUAAAAUACCAGAUUUGUGUCCACACAGGAUGCUUGAGAAUAAAUACUGGAUGAAAUUAUAAGUGUUGGGUAGAACAAUCUAGCAGAUUAAAUGAUUGUUAAAAGAAGUUAUUUCAGCUGAUU
Cryptomeria japonica (Japanese cedar) is the source of this 950-nucleotide messenger RNA. Its product is annotated as pathogenesis-related thaumatin-like protein 3.3. The record is from RefSeq and is a predicted model, not a curated record. Gene Ontology annotation, biological process: defense response. Gene Ontology annotation, cellular component: extracellular region. The transcript is spliced from 2 exons. The coding region runs from base 17 to 715 and encodes 232 amino acids. NCBI's taxonomy places the organism in Eukaryota, Viridiplantae, Streptophyta, Pinopsida, Cupressales, Cupressaceae.